This is a messenger RNA of Panicum virgatum (switchgrass), 3865 nucleotides long. Its product is annotated as leucine-rich repeat receptor-like kinase protein THICK TASSEL DWARF1. Gene Ontology annotation, biological process: protein phosphorylation. The transcript is spliced from 2 exons. Gene Ontology annotation, molecular function: ATP binding; receptor serine/threonine kinase binding; protein kinase activity. NCBI's taxonomy places the organism in Eukaryota, Viridiplantae, Streptophyta, Magnoliopsida, Poales, Poaceae. The record is from RefSeq and is a predicted model, not a curated record. The coding region runs from base 353 to 3028 and encodes 891 amino acids.
CUUCCCCGUCCCCGUCCCCGUCCCGUCCCGUCCGCCCACAAAACCAUAACUGCCCGCGGCCGCAGCCUCUGACACCGCACGCGUCAGCCUGCCGUGCGUCCAUCCGGGGCAUGCCUUUGACCCGGCGUCGUCAAGCUCAAGCCUUUGCCAAGGAAGGUUUUGGUAGCCAGGCCAACCCAUACCCAUAGGCCAUAGCACGCCCGCCGGCAGAUCGAGAGGAGCUCGAUCGGCCGCCGGUGGGGAUUCCAUUCCAUAUGCUCUUUCCCUCCUCCACCACCGCCUCCCACCUUUUAUCCCCACCACGUCCCGCUCGCCGCCACCACGCCGCACCCGCAGCCUAGCCGCCGCCACCAUGCCUCCCCUCCUCCACCCCGCCCUCCUCCCGCUCCUCGCCCUCCUCCUCCUCCUCCCCCCCGCCGCCUCCGCCUCGCCGGAGCACGACGCCUACGCGCUGGCCCGCCUCAAGGCGGCGCUCGUCCCCGCCGCCAACCAUUCCGCGGCGCUCGCGGACUGGGACCCCGCCGCGGCCCCGCUCGCGCACUGUGCCUUCUCGGGCGUCGCCUGCGACCCCGCCACGUCCCGCGUCGUCGCCAUCAACAUCACCGCCCUCCCGCUCCACGGGGGCUCCCUCCCGCCCGAGCUCGCGCUGCUCGACGCGCUCGCCAACCUCACCCUCGCCGCCUGCUCCCUCCCGGGUCGCGUCCCGCCCGCGCUCGCGUCCAUGCCCGCGCUCCGCCACCUCAACCUCUCCAACAACAACCUCACCGGCCCGUUCCCGCCGCCGCCGCUCUCCGCCGGCGAGCCCUACUUCCCCGCGCUCGAGCUCAUCGACAUGUACAACAACAACCUCUCCGGGCCGCUCCCGCCGUUCGGGCCGACCCACGCCCGCCUCCGCUACCUCCACCUCGGCGGGAACUACUUCAACGGCUCUAUCCCGGCCUCCUUCGGCGACCUCGCCGCGCUCGAGUACCUGGGCCUCAACGGCAACGGCCUCUCCGGCCGCGUCCCGACCGAGCUCGCGCGCCUCGCCCGCCUCCGGGAGAUGUACAUCGGCUACUUUAACCAGUACACCGGCGGCGUCCCGCCCGAGUUCGGCGACCUCCGCUCGCUCGUCCGCCUCGACAUGAGCAGCUGCAACCUCGCGGGCCCCGUCCCGCCGGAGCUCGCGCGCCUCACCCACCUCGACACGCUCUUCCUCUCCAUCAACCAGCUCACCGGGGAGAUACCGCCGCAGCUCGGCGACCUCGCCAGCCUCCAGUCGCUCGACCUCUCCAUCAACGAGCUCGCCGGCGAGAUACCCCCCAGCUUCGCCAACCUCGCCGGCAGCCUCAAGCUGCUCAAUCUCUUCCGCAACCACCUCCGCGGCGAGAUACCGGAGUUCCUCGGCGACUUCCCGCACCUCGAGGUGUUGCAGGUCUGGGACAACAACCUCACCGGCCCCCUCCCGGCCUCGCUUGGGAGGAACGGCCGCCUCAAGAACCUGGACGUCACCGGCAACCACCUCACCGGCACCAUCCCGCCGGACCUCUGCCUAGGGCGGAGGCUGGAGAUGCUCGUGCUCAUGGAGAACGGCUUCUUCGGCCGCAUUCCCGAGUCGCUCGGCGACUGCAAGACGCUCAAGCGCGUCCGCCUCGGCAAGAACUUCCUCACGGGCCCCGUCCCGGCGGGGCUCUUCGACCUCCCCCAGGCGGACAUGGUGGAGCUCACCGACAACCUGCUCACCGGCGAGCUCCCGGACCUGAUCGGCGGCGACAGGAUGACCAUGCUGAUGCUAGGGAACAAUGGGAUAGGCGGCCGCAUCCCUCCGUCGAUCGGCAACCUCCAAGCGCUGCAGACCUUGUCCCUGGAGUCGAAUAACUUCUCUGGACCCUUGCCGCCGGAGAUUGGCAAGCUCAGAAACCUCACCCGGCUCAACUUCAGCGGCAACGCGCUCACCGGAGGCAUCCCGCAGGAGCUCACGGGCUGCGCCUCCCUCGGCGCCGUCGAUCUCAGCCGGAACGACCUCACCGGUGAGAUACCGGCCACCAUCACGUCGCUCAGGAUCCUGUGCACGCUGAACGUGUCCAGGAACAGGCUGUCCGGCGAGCUCCCGCCGGCGAUGCCCAACAUGACGAGCCUCACCACGCUGGACGUCUCCUACAACCAGCUGUCGGGCCCCGUGCCGAUGCAGGGCCAGUUCCUGGUGUUCAACGAGAGCUCGUUCGCCGGCAACCCCGGCCUGUGCGGCGCGCCGUUCGCCGCCGCCGCCUGCCCUCCGGCCGCGCCGCUCUCCCUGCGGCGUUGGGGCUCCUCCAAGAGGAUGCUGGUGUGGCUCGUCGUCGCGCUCGCCCUCCUGAUCGCGGCCUUCCUCGGCGCGAGGAAGGGGCGCGAGGCGUGGCGCGAGUCAGCGCGGCGGCGGUCGGGCGCGUGGAAGAUGACGGCGUUCCAGAAGCUGGACUUCUCGGCGGACGACGUGGUGGAGUGCCUUCGGGAGGACAACAUCAUCGGCAAGGGCGGCGCGGGGAUCGUGUACCGCGGCGUGGCGCCCGGCGGCACGGAGCUGGCGAUCAAGCGGCUCGUGGGGCGGGGCUGCGGCGACCACGACCGCGGGUUCACGGCGGAGGUGACGACGCUGGGGCGCAUCCGGCACCGCAACAUCGUGCGGCUGCUGGGGUUCGUCUCCAACAGGGAGACCAACCUGCUCCUCUACGAGUACAUGCCCAACGGGUCCCUGGGCGAGAUGCUGCACGGCGGCAAGGGCGGCCACCUCGGGUGGGAGGCCAGGGCGCGCGUCGCGGCGGAGGCGGCGUGCGGGCUCUGCUACCUCCACCACGACUGCGCGCCCAGGAUCAUCCACCGCGACGUCAAGUCCAACAACAUCCUGCUCGACUCCGGUUUCGAGGCGCACGUCGCCGACUUCGGUCUCGCCAAGUUCCUGGGCGGCGGCGGCGGCGGCACCUCCGAGUGCAUGUCGGCCAUCGCCGGAUCCUACGGCUACAUCGCGCCAGUGUUUGUACUACUAGCAUUCUGUGUGCCUCGAGCUGCAUAGUCAACUGGAGAGAUGACAAAAAGCAGCGUGCCUCGGUUCAGAGAAUCAAACGGUAACUUUUUCGUAGUCACAUUUGCAAGUGCAAUGCAUGGUGGUACACUGUAGCACUGGUGAUAGACAGACGGUGAUUAACUUUAAUCAGUGCCUUGCUCUACCAAUGCUUCUUUGGAUUCUAGCUUGGAUCCGGCAUGUCCCUAGAAGUAGAUCUUUGUUGUCAUCUGAGAGGUCAAUGGGGGACACUAUAGGACAAACCCUGCCUUUGGAUUAGAGGAGUGGGCAUUCUGCUGCAGUGCUUGUGCUGUUCCUUUGUUUUGUUAUAGCCUUGCCCUUGGCUGUGUUUAGUUUCCCCAAAUUCCUCCAAAUUUUCCAAAUUUUCUAUCACAUCGAAAUUACAUCGAAACAUUAAAUAUAACAAAUGACUCAUACAUGACGUACUAAAUGUAGGUAAAUAAAAAAAAACUAAUUGCAUAGCUUUGAUGUACGUUACGAGACGAAUCUUUUGAGCCUAGUUAGUCUAUGGUAGAACAAUAUUUAUCAUAUAUAAAUGAAAAGUACUACAAUGUUUUUUGUAAACAUUUUUUACAUCUUUUUUGCAACUAAACACAGCCCUCGUGGGUCUUCAGGCAAAUUGAUCCGACAUGGUUUCUCUCCAUUGCAUUUCCAUCUCCAUGCCUGCCUGUAGCAGAUCUGCUGCCCAUUGUCUUGACUUGUCAGAUACCUCAUAAAUCUGUCAGCUUCUGCUUCACUAUGCAGCUAGAUUCAGUCCUAGUACUUACUGCUGUAAUAACUUUCUUUGGUGUGUUGGACACGCACAGUAAUAAAUUCAAACGUUGUGUU